This is a messenger RNA of Phacochoerus africanus (Common warthog), 3023 nucleotides long. RefSeq names its product ssu-2 homolog (gene SSUH2). Gene Ontology annotation, molecular function: heat shock protein binding. NCBI's taxonomy places the organism in Eukaryota, Metazoa, Chordata, Mammalia, Artiodactyla, Suidae. The coding region runs from base 33 to 1163 and encodes 376 amino acids. The record is from RefSeq and is a predicted model, not a curated record. The transcript is spliced from 12 exons.
GGCAGACAUUUCCUUGGCUGCACGUCUGGACCAUGGACAGGGAUCUUAGUGACGAGGACAGUGUGGUGGACCUCAGCUUUGAGGCUGAGAGUCCUCUGGCACCCCCGGCUGAACUCCUGGAGAGGCUGCCCAGCUGUGACUGGUUUCUUCAAGGGGACAGACACCAGAUAUUCUUCCCCCCUUUGGAGGCUCCGGGGAGACCUCAGGAUCAACGGUGCUGGUCCUGGUUCCUGGAACACAGAGUCCCUGUGGUGACAGAGGAGGUGGCCCGGGAAGCCCUCCUCAGCUUCGUGAACUCCAAGUGCUGUUAUGGUAGUGCGGCCGCUGGCGACCUCGUCAUCAGGGAGCUGAAGCAGCAGGCCCUCUGCAGGUAUCGACUAGAGACCUUCAGCGAAUCCAGGAUAAGUGAGUGGACGUUUCAGCCCUUUACUAACCACUCUGUGGAUGGGCCACAAAGAGGGACUUCCCCCAGGCUUUGGGACAUCAAGGUCCAGGUCCCCCCAAUGUUUCAGGAAGAUACCAGGAAGUUCCAAGUUCCUCACUCAUCGCUGGUCAAGGAAUGCCACAAAUGCCAUGGGCGAGGACGCUACAAGUGCAGCGGCUGCCAUGGGGCUGGCAUGGUGCGGUGCCCAUCCUGUAGCGGGGCCAAGCGCAAAGCCAAGCCUGCCCGGCGGCGUUGUCAGAUGUGCUCAGGGUCUGGCCGGCGGAGAUGCAGCACAUGCUCGGGGAGGGGCAACAAGACCUGUGCCACCUGCAAGGGGGAGAAGAAGCUGCUGCACUUCAUCCAGCUGGUCAUCGCGUGGAAGAACAACCUGUUUGAGUUUGUAUCUGAGCACCAGCUGGACUGCCCUGGGGAGCUGCUUGCUAAAGCCAGAGGAGAGACCCUCUUUAAGGAUGAAAACACCAUGGUGUACCCCAUUGUGGACUUCCCCCUGAGGGACAUCUCUCUGGCCUCUCAGCGGGGCAUCGCUGAGCACAACGCUGCACUGGCCUCCCGAGCCCGCGUCCUGCAGCAGCGCCAGACCAUCGAGCUGGUCCCUCUCACGGAAGUUCGUUAUUGGUACCAAGGAAAGACUUAUGUCUACUACAUCUACGGCACUGACCACAGAGUGUACGUGGUGGAUUACCCCGAGAGGUACUGCUGCGGCUGCACCAUACUCUGACAUCGCACAGCUGCCCCCAGCGUCCGCCACUCACAUUUGCCAUCGAGGAUUGAGGAGGUUUCUGCAUUGACUCACUGUUGACUGCUCUGGACAAUUACAUGCAAACCCCAGUGUGUCCUUCCAGAAAAUUCAACUCCUCUGUCAAAUGACUAGUCUUUCUGGAGCCCCUCUGCUGGAAUCUGUCAUGUGUUUAACCUACGAGAAUUCAUACUACACACAGUCCUUUAGGAACCGUCCCUUAAAGGGUGGGGGCUUUGCCUCUGGCCUCUGAGCAAAAGCCCUGAUUGAAUGUGGGGCUGAUUUUGUUUUUCCCUGGGUCGGUCUCAGUUCUGGUGUGUCUCUGCUAGUGUGGGUCUUUUGUGGAGCUGGGUGAUUUUGAGAGACUGAAAGGUACACAGGAAUUGGUUGCCAAAUAGUGCACUUCAAAUAGUGCACACAAAAUAGUGCACUUUGCAGAAACAAACAAAAUUUUACUCCUUAUUCUGUGGCUCAGGAAUUUAGAUGGAGCCAUGGUGGGAUGGCUGAUCUCUGCCCCAUGAUGUCUGGGGCCUUGCCUGGAAAAUUUGAAGGAAGGGGUGGCUUAAGGGCGGGGGGCCAACAUUGUCUGAAGACUGGUUUGCACAGAUAUCUGGUGGUUGAUGGCAGCUCUCAGGUGGAGCACUUAUACAUGGUCUCUCCAUGCAGUAUGGGCUUCCUUACAACAUGGUGGCUCUCAGGGUAAGCACCCCUCAUGCCCACCAUAAUUGAAGAAAUAGGUAGUCCCAGGCUAGAGAGAAAAUCUGCUGUGUUGGAUGAGCUGGGGAUCUGUACACCAAUCUCUUACCUGGUGCCUGUGGACAGGUAAAUUUUAGAAACUAUUUUGGAUACAUGUGCUACCUUAGAACCUGCCCAUUGAGUAGAACAUGACCUGGAUGUCCUGUGUACCCAAGCACACGCCGGAACUCCUACCUGUUGCAGGGGGAGUGGGUGAGUGGAGGGGGGACACUGCACAUUGAAUGCCCGGUUGGCUUUGGAAGGGCGGUUCGGGGGCUGGGUGGACCACUGUGUACGAACUCAACUUAGGAGCAAAGGGAUGGAUCCCAGAAGCUCUGAGAUGCCUGAGACCUGCAGACCUCCUGGUGUGGCUGCCUCCAGCCAUGCCCUGGUCUCUGUGUGUGGGGAUGGUGAGGGCGGCACAAGUUGUGCCUUGGUUUGGGGUAUAUCUUGGUUGCUGGGGGCAGAGCCUGGUGGUGGCAGGGGUAACACAAAGGGUCCCCAGCUCAUCUCCUUUUGUCUGAGGAGCCAAGUCCUCCAACCUCUGGUGUCAACGUGAUGUCCCUGGGUGUGACUACCUCCGUGGUCCUCAAGGGGAUGCUUCUUUUCUGCCUCUGGGCAUUGGACAACUGGAGAGGAGGGUUUUGGGUUGUUAGAAUAAUUGGAAACAAGGCUAUUGGCAUUGGGGGGACAGAGUCCAGGAAAGCCGAGGUGUCCCCAGCACUCAGGAAUAUCCACACAGAGGAGCGUCAUUCCACGUGCUGCCAACGGUCACGGAGAACUUAGUUCUACAAGGUCUUGUCAAUUACAACUUAAUGCAAUGCUUAUUGUUACUUGGUGUUCAUCUCUGAUGGUUGUUGUUCCCCUGUGUCUUGUUUGAAAUGGCUUCUAAUCCUCUCCCUUCUCUUAAAUCCAAACUUGUUACCCUCUGAUGGCUUUAUUGGGGUUUCUCAGGCCACUGUGCUCAAGCAUCACAGAUUGAAAUACAUGUAUGAAAACACUGCUUUCUUCUCAUUCCUCCUUUAUGUUUCAGUUUGGGCAUUCCAUUACUUUUUCAAAACUGGUAUGUAAAUGGGCUAUGUAUGAAUGUCAUUUUAGGCCAGAAAG